UAUUUUGUUCCAUAUUAUUCCAUAAAUUAAGGGAAGCGGAGAAAUGAAAACGGCAAAGGAAGUUCUAAAAUGGAGGACUAGAAAUCCAAAAUCACUCGUCACCUCUCUUUUACAAUUUUGCUUUGUUUUUUCCUGAACACGAAAAAUCAAGAAAAAUGUCAUAUUUUUAAUUAUGUUGGAAAUUCAAGUUUGAGCUGAAAUUCUUCAAGUUCGAGUGGGGUUAUAGACACUUAUAUUUGAUUAUUUAUGCCCGGUUUUGUUGUUCAUUCUAUUGGUUUGAUUUCUGAAUAUUUAGUACGGAAAAUAGAAAAGAAAUGGGUUUUGAUGCAAAGGGUAUUGGACUUUUUGUCUGGAAAAUCAUUAGAUUUUCUGGAAUUUGUAGUUAUAAAUUUGUAAGAAAAUAUCCAUUUUUGUCAGGUUUUUUUAUCUUUGCUUUCUUCGUUUACACAUAUUUUCCUUCUUUUUUCUACAUCUUGAUUUGCUUUUCCCCGAUUAUUAUCUGCACUGCGAUUUACAUCCGAUUUUAUUGGAAAACCAAACAUCCUAAAGUCCAGGUGGUUAAGAAAAAAGACAGUGAGGAGAGAUCAUCUGCUUAUGUAAACAGAUCAAACGAGGAGAAACCAUCUCCCGAUGUAAAUAGAUUAAAGGUCCCUUCGUUACGAAACCAGAAAAGUGUUCGAAGAAAUGCUCGAAAGGAGGUCCUAGAAUGGGAUAGAAACGAUAGUCCACAUGUGCUUUUUUCGAGAGGUAUAUAUGAUAUUCUGCCCGGUAAAUCCAGUUUGUUGGAAGAAAAUUCGAAGUUGGCCUUAGAAGUGAAUGGAAGCUCUAAUAUGGAACUUGGAGGGAGUUCUUCCCAGAAUGAGACUCGAAAUGAUCAAGCGCCGAAUGAGGCGAAUCCUCUCUUUGAUAAUGCGACAUAUAGUGUGUCAGGUGAUAGCUUCGGAGGGCAGUCAGGAAACCGUCUUAUUGAUGUUGGUGAUGGUGGUCGGGGUGGGACUGGUGGUGUAUUUGAUGUAGGAAGAUUGGAAGAAAGAAGAAAAGCUGAGAACGUGAAGGUGCAGGAAGAUAGGAAUAAGAUGGUUGAAUGGACGAAGGAAGAUGAGAAAAAUUUGAUGGAUCUUGGGUCAGAAAGACACCAAAGGUUGGAAAGUUUAAUGGCAAAACGUAGGGCAAGAAAGAUGUUCAAAAUGGCAAUUGAGAAAAGCCUGAUGGACAAGGGCAUUGUUCCCCACAGUCAAAUUGCUCCCAUUCUAAUAGUUAAAAACAACAUUCUUGGUGCUUCAAAUAAUGCCAAUGAAGAAGGGUUACAAAUGCCUGGUUCUGCCCCUUCCGUCUUGCUGCCUACUCAGAAUCCAUUUGACCUACCUUAUGACCCAUUUGAAGAAAAACCAAAUCUCACGGCUGAUAGUUUUCUAAGAGAAUUCAUUCCAGCCAACCAAAAGGAAAUGUUUUUCUGCAGGCAUGAGAGCUUCUGUCAUGGACCAUUGUUUACGUUCGAUACCACUCCAGAUCCCAAUGAUCAGUUUAAUCCCUACUAUGGUGCUGAAAAGAGGCUUGUAGGAGGUCCUGCAGUCGAUAGAUUCAGAAGGUCACCAGAUGAUGAAGGAGGUCCCCUCCGACAGAAUUCCAUUGCUUUUGGAAGUGAAAUUGAUGUUAUUGAGAUAGAAGAGUCCAAUCACAAUGAGGCAAUGAACUCAUUGGGAGAGAAAAAUGAAAAGAUUACAGAAACUGCUAAUGAUAAGAUUGAAAUAGUAGAAAAUAAUGAAAACCCUCAUGUUUUGAGUGGAAGUGAAGUAAGAAUGGAUAUAGAUUCAACAAAAAACAAUGAUUCAUCCUCCUCAGCAUCUUCAUCUGAUGACUCUGAAUCGGGCUUAGAUCAAACUACUAAACCUCUGAGUCUAUGUGCCAGUCAAGUCCGAAAGGCUCUUAACCUUUCGAUUCCUCCCAAGGGGAGAACUUUGAGCAAACUUCCAUUUGAUCCCAGCCCAUCUCCACGCAGGACCGAGUUUAAUUUGUUUUACAAUACAUAUAGGCGACAAAGUCAUACUCGAAACUGUUCCAUAGCUUCUGACUUGCAAGUUGAGGUCUCAGAAGUUGGUUCAACUACAUUAUCAACAGAUGGAACAGGUUCACCUGUUGAAGGUGAUGUUACAUAUGAUGGGGAUGUUGAAAGGGAUAUCAAUUCUGACAAUGAAGAACUGUGGCCAGGUUCCUUUAACUUAACAAGAGAGGCAAAUGGAGAAAAACUGAGAGAAUUGGAUGAUAUUAUUGAAGAGGAUUCUGUUGAAGUAAAGCUUUCUGGUUUAGACAAGAAACCUGAUGAGCCAAUUGCAUCAAUCUUUCCAUCUGAACAGGAAGCCACACAAAUUUUGAAUGACACAACUUCACUAUCUUCAAGAUUAGAUACAACUGAAGACGGUGCCUCCUAUCCAGCAAAUAUUAACCUUGCAACUCAUGAAGAUGCGACUCCCAAUGUUUCAGAAAAUAUAUCACCUGAAGAUCUGGGAAAAACCGCACAGUUAACAGAGAAGUCGGUGGUUCGUUCAUCUCCCGAGCCUUGUUUCCAGCAGCCAGAGCAGAAGCCUACAGAAGAGUUGAACAUUGUUUGUAAUGUGAAGCCGAUAACUCAAGGAGAUGCUAACACUUUAGAGUUAAAGUCAUCUGAAACCAGAGAUGAUGGAGCCCAAGCAUUCAUCGAACCUGCAGCUUUAGGAGAGAUGAGAAAACCAGAUGAGGCGAUCAAUUCAGAUUCCUGCAAGUACAAGCACGGAAAUAUGGAAACAUCUCAUGAGUCUACAAGAACUAUAGACUCUCAAAAGAAGAUGGAGGAAAGCCAACCGUUGAAAUAUAUCGAAGAAGAUACUCAUAACUUAAGUAAGAAUGACACUGCAGAUGCACCAAAUGCAGUUCAAAGCAGAGACCAACCUUCAAAGAAUAUUGGACAAGAUACUCAAAACUUAACUGAGUAUAAUAACGGGGAUGCACAUAAUGUUGUUCAAAGUAUAGUUAAUCAAAAUAUUGCAGAGGAUAACAUUUCUGGAGUGGAAGAAAGAUUAGAAAGUUCUAUUGCAAUGGAUCUAACUCAAAGAUUGGCGAUUGAACAAACUCAUCUCAGCUCGUGUGCAUUGCCAAGGUCCGUGUUACCACAAAACAUCCUGGUACAGAGAAUACCCAUAUCAAAUGCGGAGCAACAAAGACAAAACGGUCGGCCACAAUCUGAAAUGGAAGACAUAGAGAGGUACAAUUCAGCAAGCAACCAACCACAGGAGAGCUCAACUUUUAACAUGCCCCCAAUUUCACGGCAUUUGGUUGAGAAUUCAAUGGAUCACUCGUCCAGUAAUUGCAAUCCUGGAACAUCAGAGGGGUCGUCUAGCACAACAAAGGAGAGUCCUAUUGGUAGCCCUGUCCAUAUCCUGAAUGAACUUGUCCUAGAAGGCACUCAUGGCAAGGAAGAUUCUUCUACAAAAUCCAGUAAAGAUGAAUCAAAAACUUCAACGAAUUCAAUGGAUGUGAAAGAACCAUCAAAACCAUCCGGUGAAAGUAAUCCUGAUUUUAUCGAGCUUCUUGGAGAAUCAAAAAAUCUGACUGUACAUAACUCUGGAACUGAUUUAUCAAAAUCAAAUGAAGAAAAUGCUAAGUCAGAUGGUCCUAAAACUAUGGUGACAGAAAAGUCUGCAGCAGAAAUUGAUCUAAUCUGCAAUGUAAUUGAGUCCUUAACCGAUAAGAUGACCAACAGCAAGAGCUUGAACCAUGUUCUUGAUGGAGAAGGUGAUCCCAAAAUAUCAAGCAGCCAAAAGGCUAUCAGGAUACUAUCAGGGAACAGUGGGGCAACUAGCGCAGGAUCUGUUAACGAUACUGAACAUGAAUCCAGAACAUUAGCCAAAGCCGAUGCCAGUGCUGGGCUAUCUACUUCAAAUGGAGAAAGUGUCUCAGGUGCAAUGGAAUCAAAGGAGGAUAAUCUCAAGGCCAUUGGUGAAAGCAUCUCAGGUGUAGAUAAUACUGCAAAGGAUAUGUUGGUAGACCAUACUGCUUCCAUAGAAGCAUCUGAACCGGAAGAAUCUAAAGUCAAGGCCUUCAACACCAAGGAAAAUGAUCGCAACGAAGUGGCAAAAUGAGGCAAUAUGCACAAUAUUGGCACAUCUAGAAACCAUCAGUUCCGGGACAACAAAAAGUUUAGGGUAACUUUCACCAUAGAGAAAAGCUGAAACUCUUCCAUGAAUCAAUGUAAGAAGACAUAUACUGUAAAUCUUGAACCUAUAGACAAAAGUAGGAUAUACAUAUAAACUAGAACUGCAAAUAUAUACUAAAAAAAGAAACCCCAAUUAUUCCAUUUACCUUGAAGUGAAGUUGAUGUUCUUGUUCGUUUGCAUCAUAAACUGAAUGUUACAGUUGAGAGGAAAUAAAUUUCUUCAAUUUUUUACCUAAGAAACACCUAGGAG
Molecule: messenger RNA, 4439 nt
Organism: Hibiscus syriacus
Lineage: Eukaryota; Viridiplantae; Streptophyta; Magnoliopsida; Malvales; Malvaceae
Product: dentin sialophosphoprotein-like
Exons: 6
Coding region: 315-4115 (1266 amino acids)
Source: RefSeq, a predicted model, not a curated record